AUGGUCUCAGCUUGUCUUUGUGUUUUUUAUUGCAUAAAAAUUGCCAAUUUCAGCAACAGCUUUUUCAUCUAUCUGAAACUAAAAAUUGACAAGAUUGUUCCAUGGCUCUUGUUAGGAUCUGUGCUUUUGGCAUUUAUUUUCAGCAUUCUUGUCUACCACACCUCCAAUGAAACACAGUGUAACAAUCGCAAUUACAGCAGUCGGUAUUAUCUGAAACACAUUAUCAGACUGGAAGAACCUUUACUGCCUAUUGUUUUUGUCAUAGGAUUCCAUUCAUUAACAGCAGUCAUCUUUCUGCUCUUUUCCUUCUUUUCUUUAUGGAGACACAAAUGCAAGAUGCAGACAAACUCCAUGAAGAACCCCAGCAUGGAAGCCCAUGUCAAAGCCAUGAAAUCUAUUGUCUCCUUCUUACUGAUGUACAGCAUCACUUUGGUAUUUUUUAUUUUGACACUGAUUUAUGCAAGGAAGAAGAAAAUCACGAGGCUUUUCUUAUAUUUGUAUUACUCUAUGCUUUUCCAGGUGUUCAUACCUUUAUUCUGA
Catharus ustulatus (Swainson's thrush) is the source of this 540-nucleotide messenger RNA. Its product is annotated as taste receptor type 2 member 123-like. Gene Ontology annotation, biological process: G protein-coupled receptor signaling pathway; detection of chemical stimulus involved in sensory perception of bitter taste; sensory perception of taste. The record is from RefSeq and is a predicted model, not a curated record. NCBI's taxonomy places the organism in Eukaryota, Metazoa, Chordata, Aves, Passeriformes, Turdidae. Gene Ontology annotation, cellular component: membrane. Gene Ontology annotation, molecular function: bitter taste receptor activity; G protein-coupled receptor activity.